Molecule: messenger RNA, 3616 nt
Organism: Mus pahari (shrew mouse)
Lineage: Eukaryota; Metazoa; Chordata; Mammalia; Rodentia; Muridae
Gene: Dhodh
Product: dihydroorotate dehydrogenase (quinone)
Exons: 10
Coding region: 309-1553 (414 amino acids)
Biological process (GO): 'de novo' pyrimidine nucleobase biosynthetic process; pyrimidine ribonucleotide biosynthetic process
Cellular component (GO): mitochondrial inner membrane; cytoplasm
Molecular function (GO): dihydroorotate dehydrogenase activity
Source: RefSeq, a predicted model, not a curated record
GGGGUUGGUCUGCAGGCUUCGGAGGCGUCUGCUCACCACUCGAGGCUUUCGGAAGCCUCCUCCUCGCUGUUGCACCGAAGGAAGGAUGCGCGACUUCAGAGCAGCGGCCCUUAGGAGGAGUGACAACGGCAAGACAGAGAGUAGGCACGUCCCGCCACGGAGCCUGGCUCCAGCAGAGCGCACGCGUUCAGCCGUCCAAUUAACAUUUAGGGGCGGGGCCAGGCCGGCUGGUGGGGCCGGGAGAUAGGUGGAGCUAUCCCAUUAUCCAAUGGGAUGCAGGCAGAGGCGGGCUUAGUGGCAGAAGGAGCAUGGCGUGGAGACAGCUGAGGAAGCGGGCCCUGGAUGCAGCCAUCAUCCUUGGGGGUGGAGGACUUCUCUUCACCUCUUACCUGACAGCCACGGGGGACGACCAUUUCUAUGCUGAGUACCUGAUGCCAGCUCUGCAGAGGCUGCUCGAUCCAGAGUCAGCCCACCGACUUGCUGUUCGAGUCACCUCCCUGGGGCUCCUUCCUCGAGCUACAUUCCAGGACUCUGACAUGCUGGAAGUGAGAGUCCUGGGCCGUAAAUUCCGAAAUCCAGUAGGGAUUGCUGCAGGAUUUGACAAGCACGGGGAAGCUGUGGAUGGACUGUAUAAGCUGGGCUUUGGUUUCGUUGAGGUGGGAAGUGUGACUCCCCAGCCUCAGGAAGGAAACCCCAGGCCCCGAGUAUUCCGUCUCCCCGAGGACCAAGCUGUCAUUAACAGGUAUGGAUUCAACAGCCAUGGACUCUCAGUGGUGGAACACAGGCUACGGGCCAGACAGCAGAAGCAGACCCAGCUCACCGCAGAUGGGCUGCCUCUGGGAAUAAACCUGGGGAAGAAUAAGACUUCAGUGGAUGCUGCUGCAGACUAUGUACAGGGUGUUCGCAUCCUGGGCCCCUUGGCCGACUACCUGGUGGUAAACGUGUCCAGUCCCAACACUGCUGGCCUGAGGAGCCUACAGGGAAAGACUGAGCUGCGCCGCCUGCUGUCCAAGGUGCUGCAGGAGAGGGACGCCUUGAAGGGACCUCAGAAGCCAGCGGUGCUGGUGAAGAUCGCCCCUGACCUCACAGCCCAGGACAAGAAGGACAUCGCCGGCGUGGCCAGAGAGCUUGGCAUCGACGGACUGAUCAUCACAAACACCACAGUGAGUCGCCCUGUUGGCCUCCAGGGUGCUCUGCGCUCUGAGACAGGGGGACUGAGUGGGAAGCCACUCCGAGAUCUGUCGACCCAGACCAUCCGGGAGAUGUACGCCCUCACCCAAGGCAGGAUUCCCAUCAUUGGGGUUGGUGGUGUGAGCAGCGGACAGGACGCCUUGGAGAAGAUCCAGGCGGGGGCCUCCCUGGUGCAGCUGUACACGGCCCUCACCUUCCUGGGGCCGCCAGUCGUGGCCAGGGUCAAGCGUGAGCUGGAGGCCCUUCUCAAAGAACGGGGUUUUAACACAGUGACAGACGCCAUCGGAGCAGAUCACCGCAGAGCUGCAGUGGACACCCUCGUCCAGGCUCCCGGACCCUGCUUGGGAGUGAAGUGGAGUUAAGUGGUACUGGUGUUGAGAACUGUCAUGCUGGUCAGCCCUGGUGAGUCACACUUGGAGAAAGUCAGCCGGCUAACCCAUUGACUUCCCUGAUGACCUGCUUCUUGGGUGGGUUCUGUGCCAGCUACUUUUUUGUCCAGUUGCCCGUGAAGACUUGAACAGGAGAACAUGCUGUCCACACAGAAAAGUGGGAGGAGAUGGACAGGCUGUGUAGCAGUCUGGGUAUCUAAUCUGGAGAGCUCAUCGGAUCACUGGUGGUGACAUCAUGGGCCGCACGACAGGGCUAUCAAGUGGAGAGCUCAUCGGAUCACUGGUGGUAACAUCGUGGGCCGCACGACAGGGCUAUCAAGUGUGAGCUCUUUGGGCUCUGCUCUGAGUGGAGACGGCGGUCAGCCAGAAGCUCUGCUGGAAGAGGACCCUGCCCUCUAGCUCUGGGCCUUCCGCCCAGCCUUCUGACUUGGUUAGAGAAGGGCAUCUCUACUUUGUACAAUAUGAGCUGGUGGAGCUAAGAUCACUGCAACUGGCUAUGGGCCAGAUGCAGAUUCCCGUCUAGGUCCACUGGAAAAGGAGCUAAUGGGUACAUCUGAAGGGCUCACCCAGCUGGGGCAGGAGGUCCCCAGCUGACUCACUGUGUCACUGAGGUGGGAGAAGUGGCAGUGACCGGGCCUGGGAAGAGUUACUUCAGGUCACUGCAGCUCGGUUCCUCCUUCAGGACUGCUUUGGGUUAAAGGUACCUGAGCAACUUUUAAAAGAUGCCCACAAUGUGCCAGGUUAAUAUUAUGUUCUUAUCAGCUAUGGACAGCUGUAGAGUUUGUGUGCCUCAGUUUCCAAAUGUGUAAGAAGGGGGUAAGGACAGUACCUAUCUCAAUUGUGGAGUCCUUAGAACAUCGCUCGUUACAUCCCAAACUAACGCUCUUUAGCUGCUAUUUCUAAUAUUACCCAUCAUAAAAGUUUUGUAUUGGUAUGCCAGGGGGCAGGCAAGGCUUUUAAGGGAUGAAAUAACUUCUCAAAGCACAAGUCCAGAAGAGGCAGGCCCCAGGUUAAAAGUGUGACGACCAGAGCUGAUCCUUGGGACCUAGGUUAAGAAACCAGCUGGGCGUCGUGUGUGCGUUGGAGCUCCUGGAGCUGAGGCAGCGGGGACAAGCAGGUCUCCCCGGGGCUCACUGACCACCCAGACUAGCCUACCGUUCCAGGUCAGUGUGAGACUGCCUCAAAAUAAGAAGAGCAGAUAGUGCCGGAGGAACGACAUCCAAAGCUGUCCUCUGGCCCCCACAUACAUUCAAAGGACAUGAGCACACAUGCACACUAGAGAGAAGAAUUUCUGACCAAGUCUUACUUAAAACUUAUUUUUGUUUUCUGCAGUACUUGGGAUCACCCCCAGGGCCUUGAGCAUGCUAGGCAAGUGUUCUGCUACUGAGUUACAAGCCUGGUUCUACCAGUGCUUAAAAACAAACAAUCGAAAGGUACGUCCUCGCCUGAUGGGGGAGGCGGUUGCUGGCCUCCAGCCAGAGCUUUCUUCAAAGCCUGGUGGUAGCGUCUUUACAAUACUGUGUCUGGCUUCUCCAGAGUGGCAGUCUACAAGGUUUUGCUUACGUUAUAGGACUCAGGCUUGGCAGUUAAACCGUUGCUAAGCCACAUUCACUGUGGGGUUGACAGUUUUCGCCCUAAAUAAUAGUAUGCACAAUUAAAUAUAAAGGACAGAUAUACUUUUAGGAAAGUUCAUGGCUCUUUAUCUGAAAUUCUCAUUUAACUGGGCAUCUCAUAUUCUACCUGGCAGUUGUAGUUAAAAUCAAGCCACUUAAUCUAAUCCACCGUUCAAGGGAGGGGAAUUAGUUACCAUAUGCACAUAGGUUCUUGUAUAGCCAAGGCUGACUUAACACUUUUUUAUGAAGCCCAGGCUGGCACUGAGGUUACAUCCUCCGACCUACCCCUCAAGGGCUGAGGUGACAGUCAUGUGCCACCACACCCAGCUCUAGGUUCUACUGGUGAACGGACAUUAAAAAGUUGGUGGUUGGGGCUGGUGAGAUGGCUCAGUGGAUAAGAACACUGACUGCUCUUCUGAAGGU